GACGGAGGUUGCCGAUGACGACUUGGUUUGAGCAGAGUCGGAAGCCCGAAUCAGCAGGAUGUGGACGGUCUCGACGAUAAUCUCUUUGCUCGCCGCACUAAUUCCUGUUGCUGCCAUCGUCUAUCAAUUCCGCAACCCACCAUCCGUUGCUUCAACCGACGCCGAAAAAGAGGAGGAAGACGAAAAGCCUAAGACCAUCAUGCAGCCAGCACGAACCGAUCUCGCACCUCCGAAAGAUGAUCCUUUCACAUUGGAGCAGUUGAGGGAGUUUGAUGGAUCCUCUACGGAUAAACCAAUCUACGUUGCCAUUAAAGGCACUGUAUUCGAUGUGUCUCAUAAACGAGAAACCUAUGGGCCUGGUGCAUCAUACAACCUGUUCGCUGGGAAGGAUGCGUCGAAGGCGUUGGGCAUGUCGAGUCUCAAGGAGGAGGACGCGACUCCCGAUUAUAGCACAUUACCAGAGGCAGAGAUGAAAGUCCUGAACGAUUGGCACGACUUCUUCUCGAAACGGUAUAACGUUGUUGGAAAGGUCAUUGACCUACCGAUUGCAGUCGCGAAUCUGUAGCUUACGCCAUCCGUCUCAAACGCUGAUAUUCUGUACUUAUUGUUCGGCCGGAUAUAUCCACUUUGCAUCCUCACUUCGCUGGCGGCCUCAUAAUAUUCCCCAGUCAUUCAUGCGAUACUGCCGUCGUCUUACACUUUAGCGCUAUUCUCAAGCCACGUACGGUCAUGGGAAUGUGGCUCGAGGCUCACGUGUCUGAACAGAUGAGUAAUACAGAGUAAAAUGAAUACUUCGUAAAGUCACUGACAUGGAGAGAUGGAGUGGGUAGGAUUAGGGAUAUAUUUGGGACUAUCUUGAUUUAGGCAAACCGUCGAGGUUGAACACAGGUGCACCACAUACCUACAUGCACGCCCUCGUUCGAUUCAAGGAGCCAUUCGAAGAGAGGAAGGAAUGUCCUCUACCCACAGUAGAAGAGAGACUGUCGGUGUUGGAAGCUAGGCCAUAGAUUCCAAAUUAGUGCACUUGCAACAGGACAUGGCUAAAGGAUUUGAUGGCCUGCUCAAGACGAGGGAGAAGGAAACAUUUAGAUUCGAAUGCGUUAUUCAGUAAAGUAUGGGCCUGCAUCUCGAUUCUUUCAUGGAUGAUCGAGACGAUGGGAUUGGUCUAGUCUAAAGUGAAUGUAUGCAGUCCGGGUUGUAGUUCGAGACACAACACAUACAUCAAGUAGGGUUUGGGCAGUCGACAGUGUGUUAGUCAAGUCUAAGCGAUAUGGAUAUACUUGGAAUCC
This is a messenger RNA of Somion occarium, 1289 nucleotides long. The record is from the annotation of a GenBank genome assembly. NCBI's taxonomy places the organism in Eukaryota, Fungi, Basidiomycota, Agaricomycetes, Polyporales, Cerrenaceae.